This is a messenger RNA of Tinamus guttatus (white-throated tinamou), 1197 nucleotides long. NCBI's taxonomy places the organism in Eukaryota, Metazoa, Chordata, Aves, Tinamiformes, Tinamidae. The record is from RefSeq and is a predicted model, not a curated record.
CGCGAGGCCCAGUCUGGUAUGUUACCAUGGAGGGGCAACACAACCACCCGCAUCAUCUAGGGGACCAGAACAACCCGCUGUGCAAGCUGCCAGGCCAGGACUAUCAGCAUGAUCCCCAGAGACACUUGACGUCGUACCCGUACCGCUGCACGCUGGCAGACUUCCAGAUAGAGAAGAAGAUCGGCCGGGGGCAGUUCAGCGAAGUUUACAGAGCAACGUGUCUGCUGGACAGAAAACCUGUGGCCUUAAAGAAAGUCCAGAUUUUUGAAAUGAUGGAUGCCAAGGCUAGACAGGAUUGCAUUAAAGAGAUUGACCUCUUGAAGCAACUGAACCACCCCAAUAUUAUUAAGUAUUUGGAUUCUUUUAUCGAAGACAAUGAGCUCAACAUUGUCCUGGAACUGGCUGAUGCUGGUGACCUCUCUCAGAUGAUUAAGUAUUUUAAAAAGCAGAAACGGUUAAUCCCGGAAAGGACGGUGUGGAAAUAUUUUGUGCAGUUAUGCAGUGCAGUCGAACACAUGCACUCCCGCAGGGUGAUGCACAGAGACAUAAAACCAGCCAACGUGUUUAUAACGGCCACAGGGGUGGUGAAGCUGGGAGAUCUUGGAUUAGGCCGCUUUUUUAGUUCUAAAACCACUGCAGCACAUUCCUUAGUGGGAACUCCGUACUAUAUGUCCCCAGAAAGAAUACACGAAAACGGCUAUAACUUUAAAUCCGAUAUCUGGUCUCUGGGCUGUUUAUUGUAUGAGAUGGCAGCUCUUCAGAGUCCUUUCUAUGGAGAUAAGAUGAACCUGUUUUCUCUUUGCCAAAAAAUAGAGCAAUGUGACUACCCACCUCUUCCAGCUGAACAUUAUUCUGAAAAGCUGCGGGAGCUGGUCAGCAUGUGCAUAUACCCCGAUCCAGAUCAAAGACCUGACAUUGGUUACGUGCACCAAAUAGCAAAACAAAUGCAUGUUUGGACCUCCAGCACUUGAACCAUCUGCGCCCGCUCUCAAAGCCAGCACAGCUUAGUCUUACUUGAAUUUUUUUUUCUCAGAUGAAACCGACUGGUGCCUAGUCACACAAGCGGGAGGGUCGAGCACUCGUAGCAGGAUGCUCCAAUAUUUCUGCAGGUUAUUUAGCAAGGACUCUUACAAGGUGGUCAUGCUUUAAAGUGACGAUUCUGUGAGGUAUUGCAAGUGAUUUUUUUUUUUUUUAAGC